AUCACCGUAGCCGUAGCCGCAAUCGCCACUUCCACCGUCCGAUUUCUCUCUCUCGUCCUGCUAUCCAUCUCUUCCACACUCCGAUCAACGACUCUCCGAUCCUCGAGUGAGUAAGAGCACGCUCCCGCCUUCUUCGCCACAUCUCCGCCAUCCGAUCAACUGUCUUUCUCGUCUCCUUUCUCCACAAAGUGAGCUGAGCCUGGCUCCGCCGUCGUUUGAGGUGAUCGCCGUCUAUAUUCUCUCUUGCCCUGCAACUUAGCUGUCGAAUGGUCUUACUCUGUCUUCUGCAUCUUCAAUUUAAUCCAUAGACAGAGGAACUCUCAUUCUUCACUCUCAAACAUGUUCUUCCGCAUAGUAUUGGAGCACAACAUGCAGCUGCAUUCGCGCCACAUCGGCCGCGACCACCGUGAGAACCUUGUUUCCAAGCUCAUGAAAGAAGUCGAGGGCACUUGCAGGAAAGACAGGAUUGGCAACAAUGUGGUGAGCUGCCUCAUUAUCACAGUAAAGAGGUGUGGAGCGAGAUUGGCGAAUACCAAAAUUGUGUAAUAAGUUGCGAAGCCAAAUGACCUCUUUAGUGGUAGAAGCCUAUGAGUACCGUGGGUCAUCAUGUAUUGAGAAAAAUUGUCAUCUCUAUGAGGAUCCACUAUUGCUUUGAACUUUUCUAAUGUAUCGAACAGGCAAAGGACCAAAAAAGUCAUUGUCGGAGA
Messenger RNA from Rubroshorea leprosula, 707 nucleotides. Lineage: Eukaryota; Viridiplantae; Streptophyta; Magnoliopsida; Malvales; Dipterocarpaceae. The record is from the annotation of a GenBank genome assembly.